This is a messenger RNA of Anopheles marshallii, 480 nucleotides long. RefSeq names its product troponin C-akin-1 protein-like. The record is from RefSeq and is a predicted model, not a curated record. Bases 1 to 480 code for a protein of 159 amino acids. NCBI's taxonomy places the organism in Eukaryota, Metazoa, Arthropoda, Insecta, Diptera, Culicidae. Gene Ontology annotation, molecular function: gamma-glutamylaminecyclotransferase activity. The transcript has a single exon.
AUGGCCCAGCGCGCGCUAAGACGAGUGUUUGUGUACGGUACGUUGAAGCGAGGUGAACCGAACCACCAUUUGCUAGCGGAUGCCGACAACGGGUAUGCCAAGUUCAUUUGCAAAGGGUCCACGAACCGCCGGUUUCCGCUGGUGGUCGCUACCCAGUACAACAUUCCCUUCCUACUGGACAAACCGGGAACCGGCAGUUACGUAACGGGUGAAAUCUACGAGGUGGACGAUCCGCUGUUUGCGCAGCUGGACGUACUGGAAGACUACCGGAAGCUGUACGAUCGACAGAUCGAGGACAUUAAUGUUGGCAUCGAGGGUGGAAAUGUGCCGUGUUGGUUGUACCUGCUGCGCAACUGUCCGGACCGGCUGUUAAAGUUGCCAAUGCUAAGCGAAUACCGGAACACGCUGGAGCGGCCGUACUCGCGCAGACCCCCCGGGAAGGUGAACAUCUUCGAGGAGUUGCUCAAGGGCGAUGAGUAG